This is a messenger RNA of Drosophila grimshawi, 438 nucleotides long. RefSeq names its product vitelline membrane protein Vm34Ca (gene Vm34Ca). NCBI's taxonomy places the organism in Eukaryota, Metazoa, Arthropoda, Insecta, Diptera, Drosophilidae. The record is from RefSeq and is a predicted model, not a curated record. The transcript has a single exon. Bases 40 to 360 code for a protein of 106 amino acids.
AGUUCAGUUGACCUACCAAACCAAACCAAACCAAGCAAUAUGAAAUUCUUUGUGAUUGUCGCCGUUGCCUGCCUGCUGGUUGCUUCCGUUGCUGCCGAUAAGGACGAUAAGAUGUUGGGCUCCUCCUAUGGAGCUGCACCAGCAGCACCUUCCUACUCUGCACCAGCUGCACCUUCCUACUCUGCACCAGCACCAGCGCCAGUCUCCAUUCCCGCGCCACCGUGCCCAAAGAACUAUCUGUUCAGCUGCCAGCCCAACUUGGCCCCAGUGCCAUGCAGUCCCCCAGCUCCAAGCUAUGGAUCUGCCGGUGCCUAUUCCCAAUACGCUCCCGUCUACGCCGCCCGCCCCCUACAUUGGUAAAGAGUUGCAUCUCUGAACAUAUCUGAACAUACAAAAACGAAACAUACAUAAUAAAAAAAGAAACAACCGCAAUAAGAA